AGAGUAGAGGCAUCCUAGUCAGAACUAGGAACAGUCUGAAGGAGGCCAGAGGUUUCUUGCCCAAGAUUACGCUUAGUCAGAACCGAAAUCAAUGAUGACUUCGAUAAUUGCAAUCUCUAUCGAUCUUGGCUGAUUCGCACGCGUAGUUCGCUGUACAGAUUUCGCUGUACUGUACAUAUACAGAAGAGAAGAAAAGACAGAGCGCACGUAACAGAUUUUGACUGAUUCGUACGAGCAGCAUCACUCUUCAUUAUACAUUUCAUGAAUCCAGCCUGUACAGAAGUUGACCCUCUACGCGUAGUUCAACUUUAGCUAUCUAAAUUUGACCAGGAACAGAGCUGGAAUGUUCUCCCUAGCGACAUCAGCCUCCUUAGCAGCAUAAUUUUGACAAGAGACAAAAUAGUGCUCAAAUCAGGCACAACCAGAAAAAUAAAGUUCCUCACUGGCUCCCAAGUCCAGAAUAACCGUGCUAAACAUGAUGAGCAGCUGGAUAUCGCUGUGAUCAUCCUGAACACGUGCCCUACAUGCCUGAGGACACCACAAGAGAGAAGAAUUCAGUGCAGUUGGACAUACACAUGAGAGCUUGAGAAGCAGCCGUUCAUCCGCCCAACCAUCUGCCCAGACUCCAGCCAUGGCACCCUUCUUCUCCAUCCUGCCAGUAUUAUCACUGCUUCCCCUCCUCUCAAACGCAGCGUUUACAGACACUCUGCCGCUAAGAUCCUCACUCUCCGUCGACAAGCACCAGAUCGACAUCCUGCGCUCGCCAAACGGCACUUUCACCUGCGGCUUCCACAGCAUCUACGACAACGCCUUCACCUUCUCGAUAUGGUACACCAACUCGGUGAACAAGACCAUCGUCUGGACCGCGAACCGCGACCGCCCUGUGCAUGCCAGGGGGGCGGAGGUGACGCUGCGGAAGGGCGGCACCUUGGUUCUCACGGACUACGACAGUGUGGUGGUGUGGCAAAUAGAAGCCGACCCUGCAGGUGUGCAGUAUGCCCAGCUGCUGGAAACCGGGAACCUUGUCCUGAAGAACGCCAGGGGAAUGGUUCUGUGGCAGAGCUUCGAUUCACCAACAGAUACCCUGCUGCCCGGCCAGCAUAUCAACGCAGCUACAAAGCUUGUCUCCACCACUGGAUUGCAUGUCCCAGGUCACUACAUAUUUCAUUUCACGGACUCGUCGAUAUUGUCCCUUAUAUACGACGAUGCCGAUGUUCAUGAAAUAUAUUGGCCAGACCCUGACAAUGGAGAGUAUCAGAAUAACAGGAAUCGGUAUAACAGUACAAGGAUCGCGGGUCUAGAUGAAAUGGGAAACUUCUUUUCCAGUGAUUUCGCUAACCAGCAAGCAAUUGUUGCCUCUGAUGAAGGUCAUGGGAUCAAGAGAAGGCUUACUCUGGAUCCUGAUGGCAAUCUUCGACUCUACAGCUUGAACAAUUCAGAUGGGAGAUGGUCAGUUUCCUGGAUUGCAGUGUCUCAGCCCUGCAAUGUUCAUGGAUUGUGUGGUCCAAAUGGGAUCUGCCACUACUUGCCUACGCCUACAUGCUCUUGCCCACCAGGUUACGUGAUGAGCAACCCUGGUAAUUGGAGCCAAGGUUGUAGAGCUGUUGUAGACAUUGCCUGUACAGUUGAGCAAGCGCAAGCUGUCAAGUUCUUGCGUCUUCCGGGCACCGACUUUUGGGGAUCUGAUCAACAGCGUGUUCUUGGCGUAUCCUUGCAGACCUGCAAGAACAUAUGUAGGAGCGAUUGCACCUGCAAAGGCUUUCAGUACCAGCAAGGAUCAGGGGCAUGCUAUCCAAAGGCUUUCCUUUACAAUGGGAAGGCAUACACAGCACCUACAAAAUCGUCGCGCGUGAUGCAUCUCAAGCUCCCAGUGGGUGUGAAUAUUUCGGGUAUUCCGAUUCCCCAAACCAAUGUGCUUAUUUCAAGAAAGCAACAUCCUGAUUGCGGCCAGAUGAGUGCAUCAACAAUGGAACCAUUUCCAUAUGUUCACAAGGCCAAUCAUGGGGAGGCAAAAUGGUUUUACUUCUACGGGUUUGCAGGUGCAAUUUUUGUUCUUGAAGUUUUCUUCAUUGCAUCGGCAUGGUGCUUUGUUUUGAGAUGGGAAUUGGGAGCAUCCGAAAUACAAGCAGUUGAGGAAGGCUACAAGAUGAUGACUAGUAAUUUCAGAAGAUACAGUUACAAAGAGUUGGUUAAAGCCACCAGAAAAUUCAAAGAAGAGCUUGGAAGAGGAGGCUCAGGAAUUGUCUACAAGGGAAUCUUGGAUAACAGUCGAGCAGUGGCUGUUAAGACGCUGGAAAAUGUAAGGCAAUGCGAGGAGGAGUUUCAAGCAGAGUUGAGCAUAAUUGGGAGGAUUAAUCAUAUGAAUCUAGUAAGGAUAUGGGGGUUUUGCUCUGAAAGCUCACAUAGGAUGUUGGUCACCGAGUAUAUUGAGAAUGGAUCAUUAGCUAACAUCCUAUUCAAAGACAACAUUCUGCUAGAGUGGAGGCAGAGAUUUAAUAUUGCGUUAGGUGUCGCAAAGGGUUUGGCUUAUCUUCAUCAUGAAUGUCUUGAGUGGGUAAUACACUGCGACGUGAAGCCAGAGAACAUACUGUUGGAUCGGAAUCUAGAACCCAAGAUUGCCGACUUUGGAUUGGUGAAGCUUCUGAACAGAGGUGGUUCCAAUCAGAAUGUAUCGAGAGUGCGGGGAACCAUAGGUUACAUCGCUCCAGAGUGGAUCAGCAGCCUGCAGAUCACGGCCAAAGUUGAUGUGUACAGCUAUGGAGUUGUGCUUCUUGAGCUAGUGUUGGGAAAACGAGUUCUUGACUUGGCUGUAGGUGCCGAUGAGGAAGUACAUAAGGUGCUCAGAAAUCUUGUAGGAAUGCUAGUUCACAUGUUGGAUAAUGAGGAAUCCUCUUCAAUUGCUGAGGUUGUGGACUGCAAGCUGAACGGACAAUUCAACUACAUGCAGGUAAGAACACUGAUCAAAUUGGUUGUCUCAUGCUUGGAUGAAGACAGAUGCAAAAGACCAGCAAUGGAAUCUAUAGUGCAGACACUCCUUUUAGCUGAUGAAUCUUGUAGUAUGUGCUAGGGUGAUGUUCGGCGUAAUGAAUUGUUAACAGGUGGAAAUCUUAAGCAGGAUCUGAUUUAGUGAAAUAUCAUCUUUUAGCUUUAUUUCAUUAUAGUUAUACAUAUUUUUAUGUUUAUGUACCACUCUUGACUACAAGAAAAAGAAACCUCUUGCGCUAAAAUUUCUCCAGUUAUCUUCUUUUUAAUUUUCUACUAUUGAUUGCUGAUAUUCUGCUUGCUGAGAAAUAUCAUGCACUGUUCUUCAGUUUAUGUGAUUGAACUUUGAUGGAGGUCACAGUGUGGGCUAGGAAGCUUGUUUCUCUUAAAUAGCUAAUUAAUCUCCUAGUAUAAGUGUUUAUUUCAUAUCUAAUAUUGGUAUUGUACCUGCACUGUUCUCCGUAUUUUACUUGAGGAUGUGCCACCGCAUUUAGGGAACACAAAGCAAAUCUCUAGACAAGUUGACUAAAGAGAAGGAAAACAGUUGCAGGUAUUAUAAAAGGAGCACUACGAAACUAUUCCAGUGCUAUAUACAUUAUCAUUUCGGCACCCAAAAAAGAAGAAGAAAAAAAGUUAACAACCCAAUGUGCGAAGAUGAUGCAGGCAAAUGAAACAAUAUACAGUACAAUUGGUUAGUUGCUAAUAAUGAUAAUAGAUGCUUCCGAGCAGAGUAAAUUUAUAUUAAAAAAGAGGGGGGUGCUACAACAGAUAAUAUGUUUAGAAUGGCCUUUCAUGCACAGAAAUACAUACCUCUCAUUCAGAUCAUAGUAAAACUUGCAGUUGGGUUAUCUCUGACUGCAAUAGGUUCAACUGAAGAAACAAUCCUUCUUGCGAACAGCAACAUGAUGUUUUUGUCAUCUUGGAAAAGAAAGGACCGGUGGAUCAACCUAGGAAAGGUGCAGCAAGAUCCAUGUCUUCCUCAUUUGUUCUCAUUUCACAACAGACAAACAGCAGCAGGAUUCCCCUUUGUCAUCUCCACGACAACAGCCAUGCUUUUCUUCCCUGAACCAGGGAAUCUGACCGCAGUAGGCAAUCGUGCGGACUGCAGAGCAUUGGUCGCUCGACCAACGAGUCCAGUGGAUCGUCCCCGGCAGCGGCGCAUGCCCCGCGGUGCUGAAGCCUGAAGGCGCUUCAGCAUGGCGACCUUCAACGACCGCUUGCUCAGUGUCAAGGCGGCGAGCCUCAGCACAAUGGAUCCAGCUAUUUGAGCAAACAGCACAAGGGCAUCCUCUUCCGGCAAAGCGCAAACACCAUGCCGCCCGAACGCGGCCAUCGCAUCCACGUUUUGUGGCAUUUGGUUCUUCGCUCCCGUCGAUGCGUUGCUGCCUUGGAGCACGCCGCUCCGUGUCCUCUAGCCUUGCGCAUCUUCCAAUGGAGCCAGAAAUUUACUCUGAAAGCAAUUUGAAGUCGGGAAAUACAAUUGAAGUGCGGCAUGGCGGCGGAUCGGCGGCCGGCGGUUGGGCGGUGGAGCUGAAGCGGGCGCAGCGUGGCGGCGCGGCGAGCCGGGGCGACGGCAGGGUCGCCGCUGGUUGUGGUUUGGCCAGCAACGGUGGUUGGCGGUGGCGGCGGCCGCGGUUUGCCCGGUUGGCGGGGUUGGGGAGAGGCCCGCCGGCCGCCGUGUCCAGCUGGCGAACGGGAGGCUGCGGAGGUGCGGGGGCUGUCUUCGGGGUGGAGCGGGUGCGCCGGCGAGGGGGGCGGCGCUGGCAAUUGGUGGUCGGGUUGGAUUGGGGGGGAGAA
Panicum virgatum (switchgrass) is the source of this 4779-nucleotide messenger RNA. Its product is annotated as putative receptor protein kinase ZmPK1. Gene Ontology annotation, biological process: recognition of pollen; protein phosphorylation. Bases 632 to 3067 code for a protein of 811 amino acids. The record is from RefSeq and is a predicted model, not a curated record. Gene Ontology annotation, molecular function: protein serine/threonine kinase activity; ATP binding. The transcript has a single exon. Lineage: Eukaryota; Viridiplantae; Streptophyta; Magnoliopsida; Poales; Poaceae.